This is a messenger RNA of Lolium perenne, 1187 nucleotides long. RefSeq lists its product as uncharacterized. Gene Ontology annotation, cellular component: nucleus. The record is from RefSeq and is a predicted model, not a curated record. Gene Ontology annotation, molecular function: DNA-binding transcription factor activity; protein binding. Gene Ontology annotation, biological process: regulation of flower development. Lineage: Eukaryota; Viridiplantae; Streptophyta; Magnoliopsida; Poales; Poaceae.
AAGCUCAUUGCUUUUGUCGUAAUUUAUAGCUGCAUACAUGCUGCUUCUUUCUGACUUCCAUUUUUGGCUAUGGCCAAAAAAUUGCAUACAUGCUGCUGUCCUCGUAUAAUACAGUCUUCAUCAAAAUCAAUCACACACACAAGCUGCCGUUGGAUGUACGAUGCAAAAUCAUUUUAUUGCAUUCAAGGUUCAAUUCAAGGGAAACAAUGGGCAGCCAUCCUUGAUACCAGAGUAUGACCUUGGAGGAGAAGGGGACCUGUUCAAGGCUCCACAGCCCAUAAUUGAGGAACCGCUGCGUACCCUCGACUCGGUCGCGGCUGCCAUCUCGAUAACGUCCUGCUAUGAGAAUACAAUGGAUGACACCAUCCAGGUUUCAGACAUGGGUUUGAGUGAAGUGAUGUACGAGUGCGAGAAGGAGCUCAUGGAGAGGUCUGUGAUCGAAGAGACGAUAUCCGAACUUCUAGACGCCAUCCCUAUGUUACAAGUUGGGAAGGUCCCCGGAGAACUCAGGGCAUCACCUUUAGCCAGUGAAUGCUCACUCCAGAAGAGUGUUAGCUCUGAAUGCCUCAACCCGGCCGAUUGGAUGAAUGGGUCAGUGAGGCCAAAUUUCUUGGAUUUCCAAGGGCUCGACUUCAAGGCGGCAUUCGAGCUGAGGAAGAAAUGGAAUCUUGGUGCCAAUACCCCUGGGCUUGUAACCAUCAGUGACCUAAAAACUGAGGAAAGGAAGCAGAAGCUCUCUAGGUACAGGAUGAAAAAGUUCAAGAGAAACUUUGGCAGAAAGAUCAAGUAUGCUUGCAGGAAGGCUAUGGCAGACAGCCAGCCAAGAACGCGAGGGAGGUUCGCCAAGAUGCACCGUGGCGACAUGCUCAAGCCGAGCAAGUAAAAUAAUGGGAAGAUCGCUGAGGUUGCUGCGAAGCUGAUGAGGAUGUUAGAGUUAAUCUUGUCAAAAGAUCUGUUUUGUGUACUAGGACAGUCUGAGCGUGCAUGUGUGCACGUCGCAUAUUCAGUAGUUUGGUUUAUUAGUAGGUGCAUUAGGUGUAAGCCAAGUACAUGUGGUGUGGAGGCCUUUGAGAAGCAGCCGGAUCACGCAUGGAGAGCCUGCAUGCAUAGUUAGUUAGUGAGCUAGCUAAAAGCUUGGUUCAUGUGUGUGUCCAGGUCGUGUGUGUAUUCGAGAUACAAAAGAGAAA